Gryllus bimaculatus (two-spotted cricket) is the source of this 336-nucleotide messenger RNA. Lineage: Eukaryota; Metazoa; Arthropoda; Insecta; Orthoptera; Gryllidae. The record is from the annotation of a GenBank genome assembly.
AUGCGCUGGCGAAUGCCUGAGGAGCCGCGCGUGCGUGUUGCAGUCGUGGAGCUGGGCGACGACAUCCGCACGUGCCUGCAGGAGCGCACGCUGGUGAUCGCCAACCACCAGUCGACGGCCGACGUGCCGCUGCUCAUGGCCACCUUCAACACGCGCCGCCACGUGCUGCCCAACCUCAUGUGGAUCAUGGACCGCGUCUUCAAGUACACCAACUUCGGCAUCGUCUCCAUCAUCCACCAGGACUUCUUCAUCGUCUCGAUUUCUGUGAAAGAUCGUGUCAAGCCCUCUGAUCUUCCAGGAAACUACUUAGUACUUCUGCGUAGACGUUCUUGUUAG